AUGUCCAGCAAUGACACCGGUCUCGAGAGCUCGCUGAGCUCUCUCAACGUCAACGGCGGCGCGCCCAAGCAGGCCUACGUCCCGCCGCACAUGCGCAAGUCGAUGUCGGCCACGCCCGCUGCCCCGCCUCCUGGCCCCGCCCCCUCGGCGCGCCCUGCCGCCGGCGGUGCCGGUGGCUUCGGCGGCGCCGCCCGCACCGGCGGUGGCGGCUUCGGCGGCGGCAGCGCGUUCGCCGGCCGCGACGGCUACGGCGUGUGGCGCGACGGCAAGCACCAGCCGGGCCCGUCGAACCAGCGCCUCGAGAAGGAGCUCUUCGGCGACCUGGGCGACGUCACCAAGCAGCAGACGGGCAUCAACUUUGACGCGUACGCCGACAUCCCCGUCGAGGCGACCGGCACCGACGUCCCCGAGCCCGUCACCGAGUUCCUGCCGCCCAUCGACGCCCACCUCCUCGAGAACAUCAAGCUCGCGCACUACAAGACGCCGACGCCCGUCCAGAAGUACUCGGUGCCCAUCGUCAACGGCGGCCGCGACCUCAUGGCCUGUGCCCAGACGGGCUCGGGCAAGACGGGCGGCUUCCUGUUCCCGAUCCUCUCGGCCCUGUUCACGUACGGCCCGCGCGCCAACCCGGCCGCGGACGCCGGCCGUGGCUACGGCCGCAACCGCAAGGCGUACCCGACGGCGCUCGUGCUCGCCCCGACGCGCGAGCUCGUGUCGCAGAUCCACGAGGAGGCGCGCAAGUUCGCGUACCGCUCGUGGGUCCACCCGGCCGUCGUGUACGGCGGCGCCGACAUCGGCUCGCAGCUGCGCCAGCUCGACAUGGGCUGCGACCUCCUGUCGGCGACGCCCGGUCGCCUCGUCGACCUCAUGGAGCGCGGCCGCAUCUCGAUGGCCAACGUGCGCUACCUCGUCCUCGACGAGGCCGACCGCAUGCUCGACAUGGGUUUCGAGCCCCAGAUCCGCCGCAUCGUGCAGCAGGCCGACAUGCCCGACGUCAUGGAUCGCCAGACGCUCAUGUUCUCGGCGACGUUCCCGCGCGAGAUCCAGAUGCUCGCGCGCGACUUCCUCAAGGACUACAUCUUCCUGUCGGUCGGCCGCGUUGGUUCGACGUCGGAGAACAUCACGCAGAAGAUCGAGUACGUCGAGGACGAGGACAAGCGCUCGGUCCUGCUCGACAUCCUGUUCGCCCUCCCGCCCGGCGGCCUCACGCUCGUCUUUGUCGAGACCAAGCGCAUGGCCGACAUGCUCGAGGGCUUCCUCGCCCAGAACAACUUCCAGGCGACGUCGAUCCACGGCGACCGCACGCAGCGCGAGCGCGAGUACGCCCUCGAGACGUUCCGCUCGGGCCGCACCCCGGUCAUGGUCGCGACGGCCGUCGCCGCUCGCGGUCUCGACAUCCCCAACGUCACGCACGUCGUCAACUACGACCUGCCGUCCGACAUCGACGACUACGUCCACCGCAUCGGUCGCACCGGUCGCGCCGGCAACACGGGUGCCGCCACGGCCUUCUUCAACCGCGGCAACCGCAACAUUGUGCGCGAGCUCAUCGAGCUCCUGCGCGAGGCCAAGCAGGACGUCCCGGCCUGGCUCGAGUCGGUCUCGUCCGAGUCGGGCGGGUUCGGCGGUCGCGGCGGCGGCGGCGGCCGUGGCGGUCGCGGUCGCGGUCCCUCGCGCGACGUCCGCUCGGGCGGGUUCGGCGGCGGUGCCUCGUCGCGCAUGGGCGGCGGCGGCUUCUCGUCGGGCGGCGGCGCCGGUGGCUGGGGCCCGGCGGGCGGUGCGGCCGGCAGUGCGGGCGGCUUUGGCCCCCCUCGCACCGGCGGCGGCAGCUACGGCGGGUACGGCGGCGCCCCGGCCGGCGGCGCGUCGUACGGCGGCGGCUCGUCGGCGUGGUACUAGGCUCGUCGUCGACGUCGUCGACGGCUAGCCCGGUCCUCCUCCUCCUUCCCUCUCGCUUCUCGAUUUGCCCUUCCUCGCCUCGCCUCGACUCGACUUUCCCCGGCCUCUCUUUCUCUCGUCAGUACCGCGCAUCUACACCCAUCAGCAGUCAGCCAGCAUCAUCAGCAUCACCUCGAGAACACGGACGAUUUUCCCCCUCCUUCCCCCUCCCUCCCUCACCCUCUUUCGCCCUGUACCACCAGCAGGGCUUUCGACGCGGCGCGUCAUGCCCCUCUCUCCUGUACUGGGGAGCCCUUCCUCCUUUUCUCUCUCGCCGCCGCAUCAUAGACUCGUCGUCGUCGCCGUUGGCGCCGACAACCACCUCCUCCCUCCGUCGUUGUCCCCAGUCUCUCGCACCAGAUGCCCCUCACAGAUGCCCCCCACCUGCCUGUUUACCCCUUGUAAGAGACGCAGUACUGUAACUUUGUCCUUUGCCUUGCCAA
Messenger RNA from Rhodotorula graminis WP1, 2378 nucleotides. RefSeq lists its product as uncharacterized. Bases 1 to 1896 code for a protein of 631 amino acids. The record is from RefSeq and is a predicted model, not a curated record. Gene Ontology annotation, molecular function: RNA helicase activity; RNA binding; ATP binding. Lineage: Eukaryota; Fungi; Basidiomycota; Microbotryomycetes; Sporidiobolales; Sporidiobolaceae. The transcript is spliced from 3 exons. Gene Ontology annotation, cellular component: nucleus.